Molecule: messenger RNA, 990 nt
Organism: Echinococcus granulosus
Lineage: Eukaryota; Metazoa; Platyhelminthes; Cestoda; Cyclophyllidea; Taeniidae
Product: Dolichyl-phosphate beta-glucosyltransferase
Exons: 7
Coding region: 1-990 (329 amino acids)
Cellular component (GO): endoplasmic reticulum membrane
Source: RefSeq, a predicted model, not a curated record
AUGGGGGUGGAGCUUUGGCUGCUUCUCCUCGUGUCCUUUGCGACGGUUACUGUGAUGAUAGCCUUUUUUGUUCUAAUUUUCCUUUACUUAUCAACGAACCCAUACCCUGAUAUUGAUAGGGAACUGACCGAGAGGGUAUUUUACGAUCCAAUGAAUUCAGAGUAUGUGAGGUUCCCGUUUGGACUAACUCAUCGCCCUGAAGUUGAACUGUCAGUUAUUGUUCCGGCCUACAACGAAGCUCAAAGACUUCCUACAAUGAUGGAAGAGGCUCUUGCCUAUUUGACAUCGCGUAUGGCAUCGCAGCCCAAGUUUACAUUUGAAAUUAUCGUUGUUGAUGAUGGGAGCGUUGAUAGCACUUAUCAGGUUGCAAUAUCAUACUCUUCGAAGUACACCUCCAAUGUCGUUCGUGUUUUGAAGCUUACGCGUAAUCGAGGAAAGGGUGCUGCCGUUCGCAUUGGAAUGCUUUCUGCUCGGGGCAAGUUCCUGCUUUUUGCUGAUGCAGAUGGUGCUACACGCUUCCGGGACAUCGAGAAACUGGAAAAACAAAUGGCAUUUAUGAUUGCAUCGAAAUGGGAUGGAAGGAUGGCAGUCAUAUGUGGUUCCCGAGCGCAUCUACAAGCAGAGGCAACCGCUAAAAGAAAUCCACUUCGCAAUCUUCUUAUGUACGGCUUUCAUUUUGCCGUGUGGCUGUUGUGUGUACGUGGCUUGAGAGACACCCAAUGCGGUUUCAAGCUAUUUAGCCGUAGGGCGGCGCGUCUUCUUUUUAUGAACCAACAUGUCGAACGUUGGGCAUUUGACGUGGACCUUCUCUACCUCGCCCGACAUCUCUCUGUCGAGAUAUGCGAGGUUCCAGUCACUUGGCAUGAAGUCAACGGCUCCAAAAUUAUCCCACUUUUCUCUUGGAUGCAGAUGGCUAAAGACUUACUCCUGAUACGUUUGCGCUACGGUCUCGGAGCGUGGAAAAUCGAACAAUCGCACCACCUCGAGUAA